UGCCGCAGCGUCCUUGACGCCGGUUGAUUCUCGCUGAGGGAGACGCGCUAGCUGGGCUGCUGUUUGAGGGGACGUGGGCGAGAGUUGGAGUUGUUCUGGUCUGCGCCUCCUGCCCGGGCCCCUCCGCGCGGCCAUCAUGGAUCUGACCUUAAACCGAGCUGAUUAUUUACAGGUGGGAGUGACCUCUCAGAAGACUUUGAAGCUGCUUCCUGCCUCAAGACAAAGAGGUACACAAAAGGUGGUUGUUGGAGAUCAAGAUGGGGUUGUUACAUGUUUUGCCAUGAAGAAAGGAGAAGCAGUGGCUGUGUUCAAGACUUUACCAGGGCAAAAGAUUGCGAGGUUGGAGCUAGGAGGGGUUCUUAACACACCUCAGGAGAAAAUUUUUAUUGCUGCAGGAUCUGAGAUUAGAGGCUUCACAAAGAGAGGAAAGCAGUUUCUUUCUUUUGAAACAAACCUCACGGAAAGCAUUAAAGCUAUGCACAUAUCUGGCUCUGACCUCUUUCUCAGUGCAAAUUACAUCUAUAAUCAUUACUGUGACUGCAAAGACCAACAUUAUUACCUUUCUGGGGACAAAAUCAAUGAUGUUAUUUGCCUUCCAGUGGAAAGAAUACCUUGCAUUACACCAGUGCUGGCCUGCCAGGACAGGGUGCUCAGAGUUUUGCAGGGAUCUGAUGUGAUGUAUGAAAUUGAAGUCCCUGGUCCACCUACUAUCUUGGCCCUACACAAUGGAGAUGGUGGUGACUCGGGAGAAGACCUUUUGUUUGGAACAUCAGAUGGGAAGCUUGGGCUUAUUCAGAUUACAACAUCUAAACCAGUACAUAAAUGGGAAAUUCGAAAUGACAGAAAAAGGGGAGGUAUCCUGUGCAUGGACAGCUUUGAUAUUGUGGGUGAUGGGGUUAAAGAUUUCCUUGUUGGAAGAGAUGAUGGAAUGGUGGAGGUAUAUAGUUUUGAUAAUGCAAAUGAGCCUGUCAUACGAUUUGAUCAGAUGUUAUCUGAAAGUAUCACAUCAAUCCAAGGUGGUUGUGUAGGGAAAGAUGGUUAUGAUGAAAUUGUGCUAUCUACAUAUUCAGGCUGGGUUACAGGUCUGACAACGGAGCCUACGUAUAAGGAAAGUGGGCCAGGAGAAGGACUAAAAAUUAGCCAGGAAAUGCAGAAUAAAAUUGCUUCUUUACGGAGUGAGCUGGAGCAUCUGCAGUAUAAGGUGCUGCAGGAAAGAGAGAACCAUCAACAGUCUUCCCAGUCCAGCAAAGCAAAAUCAUCUGUUCCUUCAUUUAGUAUAAAUGACAAGUUCACACUGAACAAAGAUGAUGCCAGCUACAGCCUUAUCUUAGAGGUGCAGACUGCAAUAGAUAAUAUCUUAAUACAGAGUGAUGUUCCAAUAGAUUUACUUGAUGUGGAUAAGAAUUCUGCUGUUGUCAGCUUUAGCAGCUGUGAUUCUGAGUCAAAUGACAACUUUCUUCUUGCUACUUAUCGGUGCCAAGCAAAUACCACCAGGCUGGAACUCAAGAUUCGCUCAAUUGAAGGCCAGUAUGGCACACUUCAAGCAUAUGUGACUCCAAGAAUUCAACCCAAAACCUGCCAGGUUCACCAAUACCACAUCAAACCUCUUUCACUCCAUCAAAGAACUCACUAUAUUGAUCAUGAUAGACCCAUGAAUACACUGACUCUAACAGGCCAGUUCAGUUUUGCUGAAGUUCACUCCUGGGUAGUGUUUUGUCUGCCUGAAGUUCCUGAAAAGCCUCCAGCAGGAGAAUGUGUGACAUUUUACUUUCAGAACACCUUUCUGGAUACACAGCUUGAAAGUACCUAUAGAAAAGGAGAAGGAAUUUUUAAAUCUGACAACAUUUCUACAAUAUCCAUCCUAAAAGACGUGCUUUCUAAAGAAGCGACCAAAAGGAAAAUUAACCUCAACAUAUCAUAUGAGAUAAAUGAAAUAUCAGUCAAACAUACUUUAAAGCUUAUUCAUCCGAAGCUGGAGUUCCAGUUGCUUCUGGCUAAGAAGGUGCAGUUAAUUGAUGCUUUAAAAGAAUUGCAGGUUCAUGAAGGAAAUACGAACUUUCUGAUUCCAGAAUAUCGCUGUAUUCUAGAAGAGGCAGACCACUUACAAGAAGAAUACAAAAAGCAACCUGCACAUCUUGAAAGACUCUAUGGCAUGAUCACUGAUCUUUUCAUAGAUAAAUUUAAGUUCAAAGGCACCAAUGUAAAAACCAAAGUACCUCUUCUACUAGAGAUUCUUGACAGCUAUGAUCAAAAUGCACUGAUUGCUUUCUUUGAUGCAGCAUGAAAGACAAGCAAGGUAAGAGCCAAGCAGGAGUUGGAAUUGAAUUGCAGCUGACUUCUUCCUUGCUUGGUGAUAUUGUAUGAUCCUGCUUCAGUCUGUGAAAUUAUUGACUUGGCUUAGUGCUGUAGAUUGUGGUCAGGGAAAUAAGCAGAACUUGCUCUCACUGGAGGAAUCUUAACUUGAUAUGCUGGUGCUGCACCCUGCCAGGCCACACAAGUUUACAAUUGAAGAGUUACUAUUCCUACAUUCUUGCUGAACUAUCCACUAAAUUCCUUUAUAUUUGUGUAUGAAAGAAAACAAGACUUUGAAGCUAUAGUAGAACUUUUGCUUAUUAAUCAACCUCACUCAUUUCAGGGGAGUAUGGACAGUUUAAAAACAUUUUAAAGAUAAUAGAAGUUUUUUUUUUUUUAAAUUUUGCUUACUU
Molecule: messenger RNA, 2705 nt
Organism: Jaculus jaculus (lesser Egyptian jerboa)
Lineage: Eukaryota; Metazoa; Chordata; Mammalia; Rodentia; Dipodidae
Gene: Bbs7
Product: Bardet-Biedl syndrome 7
Exons: 20
Coding region: 137-2284 (715 amino acids)
Biological process (GO): non-motile cilium assembly; intracellular protein localization; intracellular transport
Cellular component (GO): BBSome; axoneme; ciliary basal body
Molecular function (GO): protein binding
Source: RefSeq, a predicted model, not a curated record